GCAUAUCGGUUUUAGUUUGAGUGUAUUUUAAGCAAAAUGCGAGUUUUAUUUUUUGUUUCUUUUAUUUCAAUGCUUGGUAGCGCAAUUCCUGCUGCUGUUUCUCAGUCACAAGCAGUGACUUACUUGAUGAAGUUCGGGCACGCCCCAGAAAGCAACCAUAUGUCUGGGGACUUAAUGACGCUGUCCUCCCUUGAGGAUUCUAUUCGUUCAUUUCAAAGAUUCGCUGAUCUCCCAAUAACUGGUGAAUUAGACGAGUCCACUUUGAGAAAAAUGGGCGAAAAACGAUGCGGAAACCCAGACAUUGCAGGAACUGACAAUGCCAAACGAAAGAAGCGAUAUGCCCUUCAGGGAAGCAAGUGGGAUCAUAAACAUCUAACAUACAAGUUUAUCAACCAUUCCCCUGACUUACCUGCCUCGCAAGUCGAAACUGAAAUCCGGGCUGCGUUUCAAUGGUGGGAAGACAACUCAAGCCUAAGAUUCAGCAAAGUAGCAAAAAGUCAACGUGCUGAUAUUGAAAUUUUGUUUUCUGCUGGUGCCCACGGAGACGGCGACCCGUUUGACGGCCCUGGUCAAACUUUAGCACAUGCUUACUUUCCUGGCUCAGGAGGCAACGCUCAUUUUGAUGAAGCAGAGAGAUGGUCCAUAAGCAGUGGUUCAGGAAAAGUUAACCUGAGAAUUGUAGCGGCUCAUGAGUUCGGACAUAGUCUUGGUCUUUCACACAGUGAUGUUUCAGAAGCAUUAAUGGCUCCAUUUUAUAACCCGCGUUCAAGUGGUCUUCAUAGCGAUGACAUUCAAGCUAUUCAGAGACUAUACGGCAAAUCAAUGGUGAAACCAGACAUAGUUACACCAAAGCCGACAGUACCUACUACAACAAGAAGAACCACAACUCCCAGAACUACACGAAGAACAACCACCAAAGUUCCACCUGUCGGUGCUUGUAACGGAAGAUUUGAUGCCAUCACUCGUCUCAGCAACGGUAGUACUUACGCUUUCCAAGGAGACAUGUUCUGGAGGUUAAAUGACCAAAAUGUUGACGAAGGAUUCCCAGCUAGUAUCCGUACAGUGUGGGGUAUCAGUGGUAAAAUAGACGCUGCGCUGACGUACAACGGAAAUACAGACAUUUUCCAGGGCCACAAAGUGCACAGAUUUCGUAACGGGAUAAGAAUCCAGACGUCCCAUAUUUCAUCACGUUAUGGAAACGUUCCUUCUUUUAUUGAUGCUGCCUUUGAAUGGAGCGGAAACGGGAAGAUAUACUUUAUUAAAGGUGAGCAGUAUUGGCGAUACAAUCCAAGCAGAAGAACGGUUGAUUCUGGAUAUCCGAAACCACUUAGUGUAUGGCGUGGCUUGCCCAAACAUAUAGAUUCAGCAAUGCAAUGGAAUGGAAAGACAUAUUUCUUUGAGAAUGGGCAAUAUUACAGAUUUGACGACAACCGAAUCCAAGUUGCAAGUUCAACCAAAUACCCUUACCCACGGCGUGCGGACGAAUGGUGGUUAGGAUGUAAAGAUAAUACACUGAUGACCGGCCUGUCUCAAAACUCAGAAAAUGGGGGUGGAAGCGGUGGAGCCUCAAAAUCUGGAGUUCAAGUUUCUCUUGUUCUUUUAUCAAGCAUCGUCAUGAUUUUUACAGCUUUGGUUUAGAUGUUUUGAUGCUAUAUUGUAGGUUGGGGGGAGACGGGACACCUUUAGAAUAUAUUUAAAAUAUACUGAUCGUGUUUUAAACAAUUAACAACGCGCUACGCGAGUCGUGAGGAUACGGUUUUAUAAUUCAUUGAUUUUUUUUGUUUCCUACCAAACGGGACAAGAAAAUAGAAUGAAAAGGUGUCCCAUCUUUCCCCAUCCGACUUACGUUUUUUGUGUCUUUCUACGCACUUUACACAUAACGCAGUAUUCUAUUUUCCUGUGCCUUUGUAAACCCUUUGUUUAUAGUUUCUCGCUACUUUAUGAUAUUUAUCGUGCCAAGAUAUUAUUUGUUUUAAUAUUUAUUUUCUUUAUUGUAUGUACUGUUCAAACGUUGCUUGGGAAUACGUUCAUAUAAACGCGCAGGCGCGUAUUUGCAUUGACGUAUUCUAAUGAACUUGUAUGUCGGUAUCAUAUAUACGACCGCAUUUCUAAAUACAAAAACACACACAAAAAU
Ciona intestinalis (vase tunicate) is the source of this 2134-nucleotide messenger RNA. The record is from RefSeq and is a predicted model, not a curated record. NCBI's taxonomy places the organism in Eukaryota, Metazoa, Chordata, Ascidiacea, Phlebobranchia, Cionidae.